AUGAGCGAAUCAAAACCAAUAGAAUCUGAAGAGAUGAAUAAAAUAACAAGCGUUGCUGAGAGAGUUGUUUCUGCACAAAGUUCUAGUCAGUUAAAAGAAAUAUUAGAAACUAGUAAAAGUGAAGAAAAUAUAAUAACAGAAUUAAACAACAAAUGUAGAAGGAAAGUAAUAACGUACUUGGCAAUUUUUGUAUUUAUAACAUCAUAUAUUACAUUAUAUUUACUUGUUCAAAUAAGUAAAAGGUCUAGUUUAAUAGGGAAACAAUUACCAAUCCAAAUUGAUGAUAAUUCAGAAACAAUAAGUAUUAACGAAUUAAAUUAA
Messenger RNA from Entamoeba dispar SAW760, 321 nucleotides. RefSeq lists its product as uncharacterized. The transcript has a single exon. The coding region runs from base 1 to 321 and encodes 106 amino acids. The record is from RefSeq and is a predicted model, not a curated record. NCBI's taxonomy places the organism in Eukaryota, Evosea, Mastigamoebida, Endamoebidae.